AGUGUCGUUCGCAGUCUGACUUUGUUGGCGUCGUUAUUUGUACAUUUAUACUUGUUGGCAUAGUGUGUGGCAUGCUAGCCAAGGGAGGAUGGGCAUGGCCAGACCAGGCCGGGUCUCGGGGGGCAGUUUGACUGGAGCGCCAGAGAAGCUUCUAGAAAGAGGGAACGAAAACCGUGAAGAAGUGAGGCGUCCAGGGCACGUCUGUCACGCAAGACCUGCGGGAUUUGGAGCAGAAGGGAUGCCAGCGGUGGUGUCACAUGGAAUUUCAAAAACAUGUCAUUCGAAGCAGAGGAUAACAGGAAUACCACGCCUAAGUCGGGCGAUGAUGGAGCCAGCAAGGAAUUGUGUGUGGCAGGUGUGCGGGAGACAAGCGGCCAUAAUGGGACCCUGGAGGGACAAACUGGGACGAUGUCAAAGAAGCAGAUGAAGAGGUUAAUGAGAAACAAACAGUGGGAGGAAGAGCGAGAACUGAGAAAGCAAAAACGAAAGGAGAAGAAACAGAAGAGAAAGUUAGAACGACAGUGUCAAGGGGAGACUGGCACAGAGGGCACCUUUAAGAAGCACAUCCGGAGAGAAGUGGUGCCCAGCCAAACCCGCCUUGUGAUUGACUGCAGCUUCGACAGCCUAAUGGCGUUUAAGGAUGUUAAAAAGCUCCACAGACAAAUCCAGAGAUGUUACGCUGAGAAUCGUCGGGCAGUACGUCCUGUUCAGUUUUAUUUAACGAGUCAUAGUGGACAACUUAAGCAAAUCAUGGAUGAAAAUGACAAAGGAUGGGUGAACUGGAAGGACAUCCAUGUGUCUCCAGAGCAUUACAUUACAAUUCUGAAGAAGGAAGACCUGGUGUACCUGACGUCCGACUCUCCAAACACACUGAGCGAGUUGGAUGAGACAAAGGCGUACGUGAUUGGAGGUUUGGUCGAUCACAACCAUCACAAGGGGGUCACUUUCCAGCGGGCACAGGAGCUGGGGAUCGGACAUGCGCAGCUGCCACUUGGGACCUUUGUGAAGAUGAACAGCCGGAAGGUGUUGGCAGUGAACCACGUGUUUGAAAUCAUCCUGGCGUACCUGGAGAAGAGGGACUGGAAGGAAGCAUUCUUUACAGUUCUGCCACCAAGGAAGGGCGCAGUACCCGUUGGUCAGAGUGGCACCAAAGAGGGGCAGGGGUCUGCCAGGGACUUGGAGGAAGAGGAGACCAAGCGGCAACGUGCAGACAGCGAAGACGAGAGCCGCGAGGGUAACGUAGAUUGUAGCGGCCCAGCGUCACACACGUGACUCGCUGCCAAUGUGUCACACUUGAGGGCACCCGCCACAGGGGGACACUUCAGAGUUUCUUUGACGUGGACAAACGUUUAGUAGCUCUUGGCUUUUACUUUUUCUUUUGACCUUUUGAUUUAACGACCUGUGCGUUUAUUUUUUAAAGAAACUGAACGUUUAUUUUCAGAGCUGCGAGUUGUAAAUAAAAUGAGUUCAAAUAUUUAACAAUG
Polypterus senegalus (gray bichir) is the source of this 1484-nucleotide messenger RNA. It is a transcript of the gene trmt10a, whose product is annotated as tRNA methyltransferase 10A. The record is from RefSeq and is a predicted model, not a curated record. The transcript has 8 exons. Gene Ontology annotation, cellular component: cytosol; nucleoplasm; nucleus. Gene Ontology annotation, molecular function: tRNA binding. NCBI's taxonomy places the organism in Eukaryota, Metazoa, Chordata, Cladistia, Polypteriformes, Polypteridae. Bases 274 to 1272 code for a protein of 332 amino acids. Gene Ontology annotation, biological process: tRNA N1-guanine methylation.